ACAGAUGUCAGAACGAACGAAACGAAACGAAACCAUAACAAAUCAGAAGAAAGACUGAUCCAAAGUUUGAGAGCGUUUAAUUAAUAAUAAAUUUGUUCUUAUGACGACUGGAAUAAAGAAACUGACCAAAGCUAACAUGACCGAGGAGCUCUCGGGCGUCACAGUUGUCAUAAUCAUAGGUUUAGGUGUUUUAACAUUUAUUCUAUUAUUCAUCUUUGCUAAGAGACAGAUUAUGAGAUUUGCACUAAGAUCUAGAAGAGGUCCUCAUGUUCCUAUUGGACAUAGCGCGAAAAAAAUGCUCAAAAAGGAGAUUGAUAGACGUAUAGAUUUGAUACCAAGAAUUUCCACAGAACCCCAUCUAUUGCUCUCUGAUCCUAGAUACAUAACUCAACAAAUUCCUGUACAUUACUAUAGGCUUAAAGCAGUGGAUAAUGUCAAAAUGUUAGAAAAUGAAAUUAAGCAGCAAGAUCAUGCACUAUUUAGACAUCCGAGCGAGAAUUUAAGGGCUUACCUGCUCACAACAUUAGCUGCACCAUUAAAUGGUAGUGGUCAACGGCUCAUUCAUCAGUUCUGUGAUUUGUAUGAACAUGCAAGACAUGAUCCUAGUUACUUUGGUGAAGAAGAGUUCAAUGCGUAUUCACGAUUAUUACUGAAACUCAUUGAUGCGGCGAAACUAUUGAAAUCUUCAAGCAACAGCAGAAAAUCCUCUCCAAAUCGGACACCGCAAAGACUGAGGAAUCUGGAAAAGAACAGGAAUCUUCUGGAUCCUUCGAGAUUACGUCCACUUUCUGGUUCGAUUACAAAAGAAGAAAUAUUAACAUCCUCCGACCGAGGAUUGAGACCGACGACGUUGAUAGUUCCUGUUUUAGACAAUGAAACUUCUGUUUGAAAAGAAGCAACCAAUUUAGACAACAUACGUGAUUAAAAUACAUUUUUACAAGUACACACGUUCGUGGUUACUCCAAAGCAAUAAUUGUAACUGUGCAUUUAAAUAAACCCAAAAUAAAAAAAUUAGGUAUUUUAAUAUUUAUUUUUACAGUA
Nicrophorus vespilloides is the source of this 1041-nucleotide messenger RNA. RefSeq lists its product as uncharacterized. The record is from RefSeq and is a predicted model, not a curated record. The transcript is spliced from 4 exons. The coding region runs from base 101 to 889 and encodes 262 amino acids. NCBI's taxonomy places the organism in Eukaryota, Metazoa, Arthropoda, Insecta, Coleoptera, Silphidae.